UGGUUACUGUUGGCUGUUUUCAGUCAGCAGGACGGUUUUUACGUAACGGGUUUCUUCGGCGGUAAUUUUUCUAGGCAGUGGUAGUGUUUGUUUGUGAUUAGUGUUUUGGUUGUGAUUUUUAACUGAAAUUACCAUUCAACGGAGAAGAUGGAGAUUCGUGCGGUCGUUCUUUUGGUCGCGAUGACCGUCACGCUGUGUAGUUCGGCAGCGGUGAAAAACCAUUGGCUCGGGUACAAAUUAUACCGGCUGCAAGUGUCCACCCAGGAGCAGCUGGAAUUUUUACGAGCUUUGGACCAGGAAAUUGAAUACAAAGACCUUCAAGACAAGGUGGACAUCUGGACUCACCUGAGCCAGGCCGUGCUGGACCUGAAGAUGCCCAUCAACGUCAUUAUCUCACCCGAGAAGCAGCCGGAAGUGCUGGCCCUGUUAGAAGAGCAGGGGAUUGCGUACAAGGUUUCCAUCGACGAUGUGGCCGCCGCUGUGGAAGCGGAGUCGUUUAUGUCGCCGGCUGACCAGAAGGCCGCCGACGCCGGCAAGAUGAGCUGGACGGCGUACCAUAGAUACGCCACGAUGGAGGCAUUCGUGCAAAGUCUAGCGCAGGAUUAUUCUGACAUUGUGGAGCUGAAGAUGAUUGGAAAGAGCUACGAAGGCCGCAGCAUGUACCGGCUGAAGGUGGGGAAGCCGCGCGCCGACGGCAAGAAGAAGCCGGCCAUUUGGAUGGACUCCCAUAUUCACGCCCGUGAGUGGAUCGCCAGCGCCACAUUGCUGUACAUGACGAAUAAGCUGGUGACGGAAUACUCGCGCAACAGCACCGUCAGACGCAUGGUGGACGACCUGGACUGGUACAUCCUGCCAGUGGUCAAUCCCGACGGUCUGGAGCACACCCACUCCGACUCUUCCUACUCGACACGCAUGUGGCGCCGCACCCGCCGCAUCAGCCCCUUCGCCGAAUGCUUGGGCGCUGAUCCCAACCGCAACUACGAUUUCAAGUGGAUGUUGUCUGGCGCGGUGCAAUCGCCGCCGUGCAGUGACAUCAACGCCGGCGCCUUUCCCUUCUCGGAGGUCGAGAACCUCCAUCUAACCGACACGGCGCUGGAGGUCAAGGAUCAGCUCAAAGUAUUCCUUACCAUUCACUCCGCCGCCCAGAUGAUCCUCACACCCUGGGGCUACGCGCUGGAAUAUCCCAGCGAUAUUGCUGAUCUGGAAGCUCUGGGCCGGCGCAUGGCCAACGCCAUUACGGCGCAGUAUGGUGUCCGCUACCAAGUGGGCAGCUCCACGUAUCUCUUAGGCGCGGCAGCCGGUGCUACGGACGAUUGGGGCAAAGCCAAGGCCGGCGUCAAAUAUUCGUACACGGUGGAGUUGCGUGACCUGGGCUACGGCUUCAUCCUACCGCCCAGCCAUAUUGUGCCCAGCGGCAUCGAGACCUUCGAGGCCAUUAUCGAGGCCCACCGCACCGUCGUCGCCGAGUUCGGCACCACCCUCAACUGACCAACCAAGAACGAAUUAACGCAAUAACUUUGAAUAACUCAGUAACUUUAUCAGUUCGUAUGUCUUUCUCACAACAACCAACAAAUUAAGUGAUCACCACAGUCAGUGGGACCAGUUUCUUGUACAGAUUUACCGGUAACUAUUCUCGGAUGACCUUCCCAUAUACGGCAUAAGACACGUAUUUAAUUACCAUUAUACCAUUGAAAAGUUAACGUCAA
Messenger RNA from Paramacrobiotus metropolitanus, 1706 nucleotides. RefSeq names its product carboxypeptidase B-like. The transcript has 11 exons. Gene Ontology annotation, molecular function: metallocarboxypeptidase activity; zinc ion binding. Gene Ontology annotation, biological process: proteolysis. The coding region runs from base 148 to 1488 and encodes 446 amino acids. The record is from RefSeq and is a predicted model, not a curated record. NCBI's taxonomy places the organism in Eukaryota, Metazoa, Tardigrada, Eutardigrada, Parachela, Macrobiotidae.